Molecule: messenger RNA, 1476 nt
Organism: Notothenia coriiceps (black rockcod)
Lineage: Eukaryota; Metazoa; Chordata; Actinopteri; Perciformes; Nototheniidae
Exons: 6
Coding region: 19-822 (267 amino acids)
Source: RefSeq, a predicted model, not a curated record
GUGAGUGUCACACUGAAAAUGAAGUUUUCUUUUGUCUUGUUUCUUUUAUUAGAUAUCCCUCAUCUAAAAGGGCAGCAGAGGAUCGAGGAGUUUGAACAAUUUGUGCUGAGACUCACCUUCCCUUCGUUUUACAAUAAUUACAACAAGUCCUGCUGUAAACUCUAUCCAGGAGGAUGUUACAAGCUACUGGACAGUGCAGGGUUUACCUGUGAUUUACUGAAAGGAAGAGUAACAACAACUGAAAAGGACGGCUGGAUAGAAUUUAAAAUAUCUAAUGCUCGGUUUGUGGACGGAGGCUUUUACAGAUGCAUGGUGCUAGGAACUCAAAACCACAUCUACAGUGAUUACUAUGUCGAGGUGUCUGAGGUUUCAGGUCACGAUAGACCUUUACUGGCAACAACUGUCAAAGCCCUCAGCAGCUCCACGACCCCCCCCCACUCCACCGGGCCGGAUGUGGCGCAGGACCGCAGUGACAGUCCCAGGGUUCCCUGGAGUUUUGGCUUGCCACUUGCUGUCAUUGUGUCCAUUACAGUGAUGCUUUUGAUCACUUCAGUUAUUGGUGUGGUUUGGUGCAGGGUCAAGGCAAAACGUAAACAGACGAACAAAUAUGGAGAAACUCUGUGUGAGUCACUGAAACAAGAGGCCCCGGAAAUCAGUGGCAUUGUCUACACAACAGUGGACUUCAUAGCCCAUGAGAAACCGACAACCGAGGUGUAUGCAAACCUGAGGAUGCACAAAACACAAGUUAUAGCCCCUGACUCAACCUGGAGCGCAGAGCCUGAUUGGAUGGUGGAGUACUCCACACUGGCAAUCCACCAGUGAAUACCUGUGAAAGUUUAGUUUAGUUUCUGAUUUUGAUUGGAUUGAUUUAAUUUGUUCCACUAAUUUACUUUUUAAAAUAACUCCAUUGACACUCAUCAGGCAGGCAGAAAGGAUAAAACAUGAAUUUAGAUGCAUAACAAACUAGUAGAAUCAACAUCAUCUUCUGCUUCUUUGUUUUUAACUUUUCUGUAAUCAGCUGUGAGUUAUGUUCAGGCAAUAUUAAAGGUCCAAUGUGUAGUAUUUAGGGUGAUUUAAUGUCAAAUAUGGAAUAUGAUUUUCUUGAUAAUCUUAUCCUUUGUGUAUAAUCCCCUCAAACUAAGAGAUGUUGUGUUUUUGUCAGCUGAGAAAUAACCUUUUCAUAUCUACACAGGGAGCUGGUCCUAGGAGUCCGCUGUAACGUCUUAGGUAGCCUAAGUACUAACCGAAAACUAUUGAGACAGGGCUUUUCACAUUUGAUGUUACACCUGAAGGCCACUGCCACUCUCCAACACGCUUGGAAAUGGAGGAGUGAGCUGAGGGGUGUUUAAUUUUGAUCUUUAAGCUCACUAGAUGCCGCUAAACCCUAUAGUGUGUAGCAUGUGCUGUUUGUGAAAAAGAUGAAUGACAUAAAAAUAAAAUUAUUUUGCAUUAAAGAAAUAACAUUGUCUGGUAAAA